CUCUUUACAGGAUGAACAGAGUAGCCACUCAAUACACUGCUGCAGCAUUUGAACAUGCGCAGGCCGCCUUAAGACACAUCUGUGCAUUAAAAGAGAUGUGUAGGGUUCAUAACCAUAACACAAAGGUUGGACUUUGUUUGUAUUCACACUGACAUUUUUUACCAUGGUACAAAGUUGUUGUUGUUGUUGUUUUUAUCCUGGACAAUAGUUUUGCAUUUAUUCAUUUUACACAUUUUGCAUUGUCAAUGACGCAGCUGUCCCUGGAAGCACUUAAUGACAACAACAUCAACAAAAGCGCAUCAGCCCCUGAUUGGAGGAAAAAUGCAUCCUCUGGCCAAUCACAAGGCCCUAUGUUGGAGGGAAGUUCCAUCCCAACAUGAAAUGCCACUUGUUGGCUGUUUUCAUUAACUCAAUUGGCGCGUUGAUCUGGACCAUUUGCACAUUUAACCGAUAACAAGAAGUUCCUCUGAGGAGAUUGUAGGAAGGAACAUUGGAUGAAUUCAAAAUUCUCUAUAAGUGGACAUCAGGUUUACACUGCUUAUAGGAUAUGGUGUAAGUUUAGAAAGUUGGUUAAAUAUCAACAUGAACCGGUGGCAAGUCAUUUUAUUCUCAAUGACAUUAUUGAGGACUCUACAAGAAACAAUAGCUCAAGCACAUGAUGUGGUGUGUCUUGGUACCCAGAAUGGACUGAGCUCCACUGGGUCACAGGAAAAUCAGUACAACCUAAUCAAGGAGCGCUAUGACAGCUGUGAAAUUAUCAUGGGAAACCUGGAAGUCACACAGAUUGAGAGCAACUGGGACUUCUCAUUCCUAAAGACAAUCCGCGAGGUGACCGGCUACGUGCUCAUCGCCAUGAAUCACUUUCAGGAAAUUCCCCUUGAGCAACUGCGGGUCAUCAGAGGAAGCAGUCUUUACGAAAGGCGCUUUGCCCUUUCCAUUUUCUUCAACUACCCCAAGGACGGAUCUCAAGGCCUGCGGGAGCUUGGACUCACAAAUCUAACAGAGAUUUUGGAGGGAGGAGUACAGAUUCUAAAUAACAAAUACUUAGAUUAUGGCCCAUGGAUCUACUGGCAAGAUAUAUUAAGAGACAUCAAUGCUCCCAUUGACAUACACUACAAUGGGGAGAAAGGGCCGUGCCACAAAUCUUGUGGGGAUUAUUGCUGGGGGCCAAAUGAGAAGCAGUGUCAGAUCUUGACGAAGACGGUAUGCGCUCCGCAGUGCAACGGUCGCUGUUUCGGAACAAGUCCCAGGGAUUGCUGUCAUAUCGAGUGUGCAGCGGGAUGCAUAGGCCCUCUGGAUACGGACUGUUUUGCAUGUCGUCACUUCAAUGACUCUGGAGCGUGCGUGCCUCAAUGUCCACAAGCUCUCAUCUAUAACAAGCAGAUGUUCCAGAUGGAGACCAACCCCAAUGCCAAAUAUCAAUAUGGAUCCAUUUGCGUCUCUCAGUGCCCCACUCAUUUUGUGGUGGACGACAGCUCCUGUGUGAGCGUCUGUCCUCCAAACAAGAUGGAGGUAGAGAGAGAGGGACACCGACGCUGUGAGCCUUGCACUGGACUGUGCCCAAAAGUGUGUGAAGGCACUGGUGCGGAACACAGGCAGACUGUGGACUCCAGUAACAUUGACAGCUUCAUCAACUGCACUAAAAUCCAAGGAAGUCUUCAUUUCUUGGUCACGGGGAUUCUUGGCGAUGACUUUAAAAAGAUCCCACCUCUGGAUGCCAAAAAGCUGGAAGUGUUCCGCACUGUCAAAGAGAUAACAGAUAUUCUAAACAUCCAGUCAUGGCCAAAAGAGCUCAAUGAUUUGUCGGUAUUUUCAAGUCUCACCACUAUUCAAGGGAGGUCGCUUUACAAGCGUUUCUCCCUGAUGGUGAUGCGCAUCUCCACCCUCACUUCGCUGGGUCUGCGCUCUCUCCGAGAGAUCAGCGAUGGCAGCGUAUACAUCAGUCAGAACGCCGAGCUGUGCUACCACCACACCGUGAACUGGGCUGAGCUGUUCAGGGGGCAACAGGUCCGAGUCAACAGCAUCAGCAGUAAUAGGCCGCUGGCAGAAUGCGUUGCCGAGGGCCAUGUGUGUGACCCACUGUGUUCAAGCUCCGGUUGCUGGGGCCCAGGACCUGACCAGUGUCUGUCCUGUAAGAAUUACAGCCGAAAUGGGACUUGUGUGGACAGCUGUAAUUUCUUUACUGGAUCCUCAAGAGAAUUUGCAAGGGCUGACGGAGAAUGUGUCGCAUGUCACUCAGAGUGUAAACAUCUGCAUGGGAAAGCCAGCUGCACUGGGCAGGGUGCAUUUGAAUGUGUGGAAUGUGCCAACCUUCAAGACGGUCCAUACUGCAUGUCUUCUUGCCCUGCAGGUUUGAACGACGGGCAGAAGGGGCUCAUCUUCAAAUAUCCCAACAAGGAGGGUCACUGUGAACCAUGUCACCACAACUGCACCCAAGGAUGUUCAGGCCCAGGACUCCGUGAUUGUUUGGAAACUGUCAGACUAGCAGCGAGCAGUGGCCAAAUCACAGGCAUCGCUUUAGGUGUGCCAGCUGGCUUGAUAUUCUGCCUCAUCUUGUUUUUCCUGGGCGUGUUGUACCACCGAGGCCUGGCUAUCCGCCGCAAAAGAGCCAUGAGGAGGUACCUAGAGAGCGGAGAAAGUUUUGAGCCAUUGGGUCCCGGGGAGAAAGGAACCAAAGUUCACACCCAUAUCCUAAAGCCAUCAGAGCUAAAAAAGCUGAAAGUCCUCGGUUCUGGUGUUUUUGGCACGGUGCACAGGGGGUUUUGGACUCCAGAAGGAGAGACUGUUAAGAUCCCUGUGGCCAUAAAGACUAUCCUGGACAGUUCGGGCCGUCAAACAUUCACUGAGAUAACCGACCACAUGUUGUCCAUGGGUAGCCUGGACCACCCCUACAUCGUAAGACUUUUGGGCAUCUGUCCAGGGUCCAGCCUGCAGCUGGUCACCCAACUCAGUACACUGGGGUCCCUACUGGAACAUAUCAGGCAGCACAAGAACAGCCUGGGCCCCCAACGCCUGCUCAAUUGGUGUGUGCAAAUUGCCAAAGGUAUGUAUUAUCUGGAGGAACACUGUGUAGUGCAUAGGAACUUGGCAGCACGUAAUAUUCUACUGAAGAACAACUACCAGGUCCAGAUCUCGGACUACGCUGUGGCAGAUCUCCUUUACCCUGAUGACAAGAAAUAUGUCUACACCAAUUCCAAGACUCCCAUCAAAUGGAUGGCUCUUGAAAGCAUCUUGUUUCGAAGAUACACUCAUCAAAGUGAUGUGUGGAGUUAUGGGGUGACAGUGUGGGAGAUGAUGUCUUUUGGGGCAGAGCCUUAUGGGUCAGCACAAGCACAGGAGGUGCCAUAUCUCCUGGAGAAAGGAGAACGCCUAUCACAACCUCACAUCUGCACCAUAGACGUUUACAUGGUCAUGGUCAAAUGUUGGAUGAUUGAUGAAAAUAUAAGGCCAACUUUCAAGGAGCUGGCAAGUGACUUUACACGAAUGGCACGAGACCCACACAGAUACCUCGUCAUUAAACUAGAAGGAGAGGACAAUGUCUUGCAAGAUGUCCAUCGGAGAGAUUCUGAGCGAGGGCUGCUUGACCAAGACUUGAUGGAUGAACAUGAGGACACACUGGAGGAAGGUUUCGCCACGCCACCUCUGCAACAUUCUCCCUCGUGGACUCUCUCUCGGUCAAGGAUUAAUUCUUAUCGGAGUGGUGCCUCACAAUCGGGAACUGUUGGAUACAUACCGAUGACUCCUAGUCCCGUAGAAAGCGUCCGUCAGUUGCGCUUCCAGAGGUCUCGCCGGAGCUCGGUGCGAACAUUGCCGGAAAGGUCAGAAAUAAGAUGGGGUGGCAGGGAAACAGACCUGUGGGACGAAGGCUUCGGGACUGGUGCUCCUUACAGGAGUCGGCUUGGCUCUGAAAGGGCUACUUCUCACUUAACCAGCGGUCGGAACAGGAAACUUUCAACAGCAUCAAGUCCAUCUUCAUACAAGGUGUGGAAAUCAAGCCAGAAGGACAAGGAGGAGGCAGAGGCGGUGCAAAACUAUGGUUAUGUCCUUCCCGGAUCACUAAACACACCAGAAAGAGCUUGUAAAGUCAACCCACGAUUAACCAAGGUGAAAAAAAUGGCUCUGGAGUAUGAGGUGAUGAGCUGCAAGUCUGACCUCGGUCUUUGCUCAACUAAAGAAGAUGACACCUCACUAGGGGAUACUUAUAAACCAUUACCUUCAACAACUGUCGUCACUCUGUUACCUGCUCAUGAGGACACCUCGACGUUGGUUGUGUCUGCAGAGAAUCACCAGGUUAAAGAGAACUUUGGGGAAAAUACGGCAGAUUUUCCAGAGGAACAUCAAUUAAGUAUGGAGAAGCCGAUCCAAACUGUGGAGAACCAUGCGCAAGCACAUCAGGUGAAAGGCAGGUAUGAAUACAUGGACAUUAGACGCUCUGACUCCAUAGAGGAAGAGUCAUCGAAAACAUCUGUGGACGAGCCAUAUGAAACGUGCCAGGGAGAAGAGAGUCAAUUAGGAGACGUGCAGGACUGCCAUCACACAAACAAACAACAAACCCAUAAGGGGAAUGUAAGUAGUUUGCACAUGCCAGAUGUGGUCACGGAAGAAGGACGGAACGAGUAUGAGGAUAUGGCUCCAUUUGAAGGAAUACCCAGUGGGUGGGAGCAGGCAGAAUACCAGAACCUCCCAGUGAAGGAAGAGGUGGGCAGCAGCCGGUGCGCCGGGAUUGGGGGAUACAUCAAGGUGUGCGCAGGCAUGGGUGAGCCUGGCAGCAGCUCAUCGUUUGACAACCCAGACUACUGGCACAGCAGGCUGUUCCUAAAGCCAGAUGCUGUACGUACAUAAUAAUGUGUACUGGGAGGUGCAUGCACCCUCCAGAUGCUGUGGUUACGUGUGCUGUCCUGCGAUGUGUGCUUUGUGACAUUUCCCCACAAUAAUUUUAGUACAGUACAUCAGGAAUUGGAAUAAAAGUCAAGGCUCAUUUUACAGUGUUAUGGUGCAUAAAAUGGGGACAUUGCGCAGGCUGGAAAGCUAGCACAGAAUAAUGAUUUUGCAGGAAUUUCUGUAUAGUGAUAUUUUUGUACCACAGUAGUGCAAUUUAAUACAAGUGAUGCUAUUUUGAUAAACAGUACAAGCCUACAACGAAUGAACUAAUCAUUCAACAAGACAAAAUUAAUUAAACAAAUUAAAAUCAUAUCUCAAGGCACUACUUUAGUAUGAAUUAUUACAUGGAUGGAUAAUAGCCAUAACUUUUAAGUAAACAUUUGUUACAAUGACCACUGUACAGUACUGUAUGUCAAACUUUUUUUUUAUUCCAUGUGUUUCUUCAAUAAAACCCAUGUCUUGGCUUCCAAAAAUGAUCAGC
Molecule: messenger RNA, 5362 nt
Organism: Corythoichthys intestinalis (scribbled pipefish)
Lineage: Eukaryota; Metazoa; Chordata; Actinopteri; Syngnathiformes; Syngnathidae
Gene: erbb3b
Product: erb-b2 receptor tyrosine kinase 3b
Exons: 28
Coding region: 583-4842 (1419 amino acids)
Biological process (GO): positive regulation of kinase activity; cell surface receptor protein tyrosine kinase signaling pathway; negative regulation of apoptotic process
Cellular component (GO): signaling receptor complex; basal plasma membrane; plasma membrane
Molecular function (GO): neuregulin binding; ATP binding; neuregulin receptor activity
Source: RefSeq, a predicted model, not a curated record